GCGGCGGAGGCGGCCGCCUCCCGGCCCCGGCGGGCUGCCCCGGCCGGUGGGCGGCGCCGGGCGGUGAGACGCAGGGGGCGCCUCGCCCGCCCGCCCCGGCCCCCCUCCCUGGGUGUAUAUAGCAGCGGCGCGGCGCGGCGCGGCUCCCGCGGCGGGCAAGAUGGCGGCCGCCGCCAGUACGCAGCCCCCGCAGCCGCCGAAGCUGGCGCAGCUGCUGAAGCGGGACCCCUACCUGAUCCCCUUCGAGACGGACUUCAGGCGCAGGUAUUCUCUGUUUUAUCACCACUUGAAGAACAUUGAGGAAAAUGAAGGAGGCCUUGAUAAAUUUUCAAAAAGUUACAAAACGUUUGGAGUAAAUCAGUUUGUGGAUGGUGGAAUAUAUUGCAAAGAAUGGGCACCAGGAGCAGAAGCAGUGUUUCUCGCAGGUGACUUCAAUGACUGGAACCCAUGUUCUCAUCCAUAUAAGAAGAUGGAAUAUGGAAAGUGGGAGUUGUUCAUUCCACCUGGAGAAGAUGGUUGUCCUCCUGUGCCCCAUGGAUCAAAGCUGAAGGUGGUGAUUCGUGCUCAAAAUGGCGAACUCCUCUAUCGUAUUUCUCCUUGGGCAAGAUAUGUAGUCCGUGAUGAAGACAAAGUGAAUUACGAUUGGGUACACUGGAAUCCACCACAGUCAUAUAUACAUAAGCAUCCUUCCCCCAAGAGAUUAAAAAGCCUAAGAAUCUAUGAAUCUCAUGUGGGGAUUGCCUCCCCAGAAGGGAAAGUAGCUUCUUAUAAAAACUUCACAUACAAUGUACUACCCAGAAUAAAGGAUCUUGGCUAUAACUGUGUCCAGCUGAUGGCUAUUAUGGAACAUGCAUACUAUGCCAGUUUUGGUUAUCAGGUCACAAGCUUCUUCGCAGCGUCAAGCCGUUAUGGAACUCCAGAUGACCUGAAAGAAAUGAUUGACGUUGCUCACUCAAUGGGCAUCACUGUUCUGCUGGAUGUUGUGCACAGCCAUGCAUCAAAAAACUCUGAUGAUGGGCUCAACAAGUUUGAUGGUACAGAUUCUUGUUUCUUCCAUUCUGGUCAUAGAGGAACUCAUCAGCUCUGGGACAGCAGGCUCUUUGACUAUGCAAAGCUUCCUUUGCCACCACCUUCUUGGAUAAGGGCAUUGGAAAAGAUGAAAAUCUACUUUGACUAUGUUAUAAGAAAUUCCAAGAUGGUUGGAAAACAUCUGCUGCUUCUACUCAGCUGGGAAGUUUUGCGAUUCCUUCUGUCUAAUUUGAGAAUGUGGAUCGAAGACUAUCGCUUUGAUGGCUUCCGAUUUGAUGGUGUUACAUCCAUGUUGUAUCACCAUCAUGGGAUUGGCACAGGAUUCAGUGGAGAUUACCAUGAAUAUUUUGGCCUACAUGUGGAUGAAGAUGCUUUGUGUUAUCUAAUGCUGGCCAACCACAUGAUUAAUUUCUUGCAUCCGGAAUGCAUAACCAUAGCAGAGGAUGUUUCUGGAAUGCCAGCACUUUGUCGUCCUGUUGCAGAGGGAGGAGGGGGUUUUGAUUAUCGACUAGCCAUGGCUAUUCCAGAUAAGUGGAUACAGAUAAUUAAGGAGCUGAAAGAUGAAGACUGGAAUAUGGGCAAUAUUGUGCAUACAUUAACAAAUAGACGGUAUGAAGAAAAAUACAUUGCAUAUGCAGAGAGUCACGACCAGGCACUUGUUGGUGAUAAGACAUUGGCGUUUCGACUGAUGGAUGCGGAGAUGUAUACAAAUAUGAGCGUGCUCUCGCCUCUUACUCCAGUUAUUGAUCGUGGAAUACAGCUUCAUAAAAUGAUUCGUCUCAUUACUCAUGCACUUGGAGGAGAGAGCUAUCUCAACUUCAUGGGUAAUGAAUUUGGACAUCCAGAAUGGCUUGACUUCCCCAGAAGAGGGAAUAAUGAGAGCUACCACUAUGCCAGAAGACAGUUUAAUCUUACUGAGGAUCAUCUUCUUCGCUAUAGAUUCCUAAAUGCAUUUGAUAGAGAUAUGAAUAAAUGGGAGGAAAAAUUUGGCUGGCUUGCAUCUCCCCCGGCCUAUGUGAGUGAAAAGCAUGAAUCCAAUAAGGUCAUAGCAUUUGAGAGAGCAGGUCUCAUUUUUAUUUUCAACUUCCAUCCGUAUCAAAGUUACGUGGACUACAGAGUGGGUAUUGAAACUCCAGGAAAGUAUGAAAUCCUUCUGGAUUCUGAUGCUGCAGAAUAUGGAGGGCAUCAAAGGCUGGACCACAGUACAGAGUACUUCUCUGAAGAAUGUCCUCACAAUUAUCGACCUAAUUCAAUUAUGCAAUCCAAUUCACAGACCACCUUCAGCCAACACCCCAGAAGAUGCCACAGGCACCACAUAGAGGUGUACAUUCCAAGCAGAGUGGCUAUUGUGCUUCAGAAUAUGGAUAUCCCAAAAUGAAGUUUUCUGUAACUUACCACUUGAAGAAGCAAGUCAUAGAAGAAGUGCUGAUACGCUGUACUAGUACUAAGUAUAAUAAAACUUGCUCUAAGGAAGCUUUCUGAAACUAAGUAUAGUAACAUUAGGUGUUUAAAAUAUAAGAUUAAUAUUCACAUAUAAUUGCAGAGCUCUUGACUUCCUAGAACCUCUUUUGAGGAAACUUUACAAAAGUGUCAGAAAGGAAAACGUUGGUUUUGUAGUUCUAGUAGUACAAAAUUACACUUAAGAUGUUGCAAAGCAGCAGGUCUUCUCAAUUAAAUUGUUGUUUACAGAAUUUUAUCGGGAAUAACAAGAGUGAUCCUGCACCAAAGUUUGUAAUUUCUUGUAAUCUUCAUUUUGAUAGUGAAUUCAAAUGUUCAUUAUAUAGUAAUGCUUCUUACUAAAAGUAAGUAGUUUGCUUAAAUAAAACUGAAGUUUUUGGCUAAAAGGCAGCCUUAAUGGUUUAUGGGACCUAAUUUGAGGCUCCUCUUCUUCAAUGAAGUCCAACAUGGAAUUAGAAAUGUUUAUCCAAAUGGGUUAGAAGGUCCUCUGAGAGUAUUGUACUUUGACAUUUUUCAUUUAAUUAAAAUUGCACAAAAAUGCUGAACAGCAGAACAAGCAGGCUGAUUGACUGGUGACCUGCUGAUGCUAUUGUGUGUGUUGCUUAUUUGCUCCCAAUCAAAUCACUUAGUCUGUGCAUCUCACUUGCUACAGCUGAAAAAAUGACACAACAGUUUUAUUUGGAUGACUAAAAUGUUCAGUGAGAAGAGAGUUUUGUUCUUACUGCAAUGAUACCACACUGGAAGAUGUACUUAAAAUGUAACUCCUCCCAUUGCAUUUAUUUCACUAAUGUCAGGACCUCGCAAUACUGAUUUCACUACUUCUAGAAGCUGCCUUUCAGCUUGGAACAUGAUGAUGUUCUUGCACUUUUAUAACUUUUGAAACAUUGCUUCUCAUGAAGAAGCAGUCUCAAAAUACAGUGAUCAAACUAAGGUGUUUUUUCGAUAAAAUCAAGGUAGUUAAUUAUUGGAGUGCUGCUAUGAUUAUUCAAGUGAGUUCUUUCACGAGCUACAACUUUUUUGUAAAGAGUAAGAUUUUGUAUAUUUGAAAAUGUAUUGCAGAGUAUUCUGGAAAAUUAAUACCAAAUUAACGAGACAUGCUUUAUUUUGUUCCAUUUAUUUAAAAACAUUUAAAUUGGUUCAGAAAUGAAUGUCUUUUGUACAAAUCUGAAUUUUCUAACUUUUAAAGUAGCCAAAGAAGAAGAUGUCCGUGACCAUUUCCAAGUCAUAAUUUUACCCAGUUUCCUAUGUGAACCAUUGUGUAAAUUACUGAAUAGUUGUGCCAACACUGAAAAUCGAUUCACAGUUCUUGGAAUGCUUACUUGUGGCUUACUUCUUAAGCAAAAUAAGGGAUGGAAUAAUGCAGCAUGAUGGAAAACGGUCUUUUGGAGUGUUCACACUGAAAUGACUUUAUGAACAUCCCCAGUCUGCUAUGUUCUGUGUGAAGGAGAAUUUUAUAUUGCAGUUGAGUAUCAUAGUACUGUUUAGGAUCAUGCUUCAUUUUCCUCUACACCAGUUUGAUCAUUGUUUGGUAGUGGGCUAAUAAAAGCAUUCCCAUUACACUAAGACUUAAAGAAAAUACACUGAACUGUUUUAGCAACUGGAACUGAUUAUAUUUUUUUUUCCAGGUUGUUUUCCUUGUAGUGAAAUAACGAGCAACUUCUAAUACAUGUUAUAUUUACAUUGUAUUGAUCUAAUAUGUUUUAUAGGGUGGUUUGUUUUUUUUACUGGCACCAGUUCCAGGUUUCAAGAUGUAAUGCAAGGCAAGUGUCUGUGUCAAACCUUUUUUUCAAGAGAAGGAGUAAAUGUAUGAUGUGAAGUAUAAACUGUGUAAAAUUACAUGCAAAAUAAACUCUGAGGAGGAUAAAACAAAUGCA
Tyto alba (common barn owl) is the source of this 4361-nucleotide messenger RNA. RefSeq names its product 1,4-alpha-glucan branching enzyme 1 (gene GBE1). The transcript has 19 exons. Gene Ontology annotation, cellular component: cytoplasm. NCBI's taxonomy places the organism in Eukaryota, Metazoa, Chordata, Aves, Strigiformes, Tytonidae. Gene Ontology annotation, biological process: glycogen biosynthetic process. The coding region runs from base 161 to 2407 and encodes 748 amino acids. The record is from RefSeq and is a predicted model, not a curated record. Gene Ontology annotation, molecular function: hydrolase activity, hydrolyzing O-glycosyl compounds; 1,4-alpha-glucan branching enzyme activity; cation binding.